Messenger RNA from Alternaria rosae, 1588 nucleotides. Its product is annotated as WD repeat-containing protein 82. The transcript is spliced from 2 exons. The coding region runs from base 138 to 1256 and encodes 372 amino acids. Gene Ontology annotation, cellular component: Set1C/COMPASS complex. The record is from RefSeq and is a predicted model, not a curated record. Lineage: Eukaryota; Fungi; Ascomycota; Dothideomycetes; Pleosporales; Pleosporaceae. Gene Ontology annotation, molecular function: protein binding; chromatin binding.
CUCUUCAGCGCAUUCCGCCGGCUCUAAUUAUCCACGUCGCGUCGCGUGCUUGAGUUUACGCGCCCGCCGAUUCGCCGAUUGAAGAGGUGGAGAUGAACGCAGUUGUCGCAGCAGAGGAUUAGGAGCUCAACACUGCCAUGGCUGGCUCAGCGACACCCGGCGGCGGGCCUCCACCGCCGCCUGCAGGUCCGCCGACACAGAAAGUUGCCGACGUCAUAACGAGCUUUCGGCCGCAGAGGCGCUUCAAAUCGGGCGGCCAGGGCACUUCAGUAACAUCUCUCGACUUCGACGACUCGGGCGAACUAGCCAUUGUCGCGCGCGACGACGAUACCCUCCAAAUCUACAACUGCAAAGAAGGCAAGCACGCCAAGGAGCUCAAGAGUCAAAAGUAUGGCGUCCAUCUUGCGCGCUUCAGUCACCAUGCACAGAGUAUCAUCUGCGCAAGUACAAAGAUCGACGACACCAUCCGCUUUCUCUCCACCCACGACAACUCGUAUAUCCGCUACUUCAAGGGGCACACCGACACAGUGACUUCAAUCGCCCUGUGUCCGUCCAAAGACGACUUCAUAAGCUGCUCGAAAGACAACACGGUGCGGUUAUGGAACCUGCAAUCCCCCAACUACGUCGGCAUGCUCAACCUCCAUGGCGCUUACCUCGCAACCUACGACCCCUCCGCGACCGUCAUCGCUAUCGCGUCACCGCCUACACAGAACGUGCUCCUCUACGAUAUGCGCAACUACGAUAAGCCGCCGUUCGCUACAUUCGACUUGCUCGAGGCGGAGCAGCGCUUCAUGGGAGGACAAAAGGUCGAAUGGACCAAGAUUGAGUUUACAAACGACGGCAAGAGUCUCAUCGUCGCGACGAAUGGCAGCGGACAUUUCGUGCUAGACGCUUUCUCAGGCGACCUGACGCAUUUCUGCUACCGCAAGGCUGGCUCCUCGGGACGGCUUCCUCCCAGCGCAUCGGUUACCAACAAAACCGGUGCCAAAUCCGAUGGCAGUGGCCCGGCAAACGGACAGGGCGACGUGUGUCUCACGCCAGACGGCAAGUUCCUCAUUGGAGGUAGCGGCGAGGACGGUCUCUUGGUGUGGGAUAUCUCGAAACCACCGGCGCCGAACAAUAUGCUCGAGCCCAUGGAGAAAUUACCGGGACAGGGAAAGAGCGCUGUUGUGGGAUAUAACCCGAGGACCAAUUUGCUGGCGAGCGCAGAUAAGGAUCUGUAUCUUUGGCAGCCGGAUCCUGAUCUCAUGAUCUGAGACAUUCGUAUCAAGCAGUUGCACCGGAGGCAGAUUUAGCAUCACCGGAGAAGGAAACGCGAGGCAGACACGUUGCGAGAUAACGAAGCAGUAUCGAGAGCUGCCCAUGCGGCUACACGUCGACCGGUACGCUUGUCACCUCAAGAAAGCAGCGUGAUCGAUCUUCGCACUGAAGGAUGUCUACUCUUCGGGUUGACCAAAGUAUAGGGAAGAGACAAGGUACUCGUGGAAGGGACCACGUGAACACCAACAGAGUGAACUUGGUUUGAGAUUAGACUACGUAGCGGAAGUAGUUGAGUAAUCUACAUCUUACCACCAUCGAUUCAACUAGC